Alternaria ethzedia is the source of this 2709-nucleotide messenger RNA. RefSeq lists its product as uncharacterized. NCBI's taxonomy places the organism in Eukaryota, Fungi, Ascomycota, Dothideomycetes, Pleosporales, Pleosporaceae. Gene Ontology annotation, molecular function: catalytic activity. Bases 1 to 2709 code for a protein of 902 amino acids. The record is from RefSeq and is a predicted model, not a curated record. The transcript is spliced from 5 exons.
AUGAGCUCUGAUCUGUAUAAACUUACAGCCACCGAGAUCUCGGCGAAGAUCAAAGCAGGCGAAACCUCAGUCGAAGAAUACGCAAAAUCACUCCUCGGUCGCAUCGAAGCUCGUGACGAAGCUGUUCAAGCAUGGGCAUACCUAGACCCUGAGUACGUUAUCAAGCAGGCGAAAGCACUUGAUGCCGUUCCACAGGCCGAGCGUGGUCCUCUCCAUGGUGUUGCCAUUGCCGUAAAAGAUGUCAUCUACACUAAGGAAAUGCCAACGCAGUUCAACUCACCCAUAUAUGCCAACGAUGCGCCACAAGUAGACGCUGGCUCCAUAGCGAUACUGCGCAAGAGCGGUGCACUCAUCUUCGGCAAAACAACCACGACCGAGUUUGCUGCGACAACAACAGGCCCAAAGACACGAAACCCGCACGACUCAAAACGCACGCCUGGAGGCUCUUCAUCCGGAUCUGGUGCCGCAGUAGGCGAUUUCCAAGCACCUAUCGGUCUAGGAACCCAAACCGGUGGCAGCACCAUCCGGCCUGGCUCGUACAAUGGCAUCUAUGCCCUCAAGCCCACAUGGAACUCAAUUACUCGCGAAGGCCAGAAGAUCUACUCUCUGAUUCUGGACACAUUGGGUCUUUACGCACGUAGCGUGGCUGAUCUAGAGCUCCUCGCCGAUACAUUCGCCAUCCACGACGAUGCGCCACCUCCAAAAGACUUCACAGUGAAAGGCGCAAAGUUUGCCCUUCUCAAAACAAUGGUCUGGCCGAACGUGGGCCCUGGCACCUCCGCCGCACUUGACAAAGCCGUCUCGCUACUUCGUGCGCAUGGAGCCGAGGUUGAGGAAAUAAGCUUACCAGAUGACCUUAACGAUCUUCCGGCGUGGCACGCGGCCGUACUCAACUCUGACGGCCGAACCGCGUUUCUGCCAGAAUACACAGUGGCCAAGGAUAAGAUCUCGGAACAGCUGGUCGGCCACGUUGAGAACAGCGGAAAGAUCUCGCGCAAAGCACAACUUGAAGCUUUCGACAAGAUUGCUGCAGCGAGGCCGGUUGUGGAUGAAAUACUCGGCAGAUAUGCUGCGGUACUUACACCAAGUGUGCCGGACGAGGCGCCGCUGGGUAUUGAGAAGACGGGGAGUGCGGCGUUUUGUUUGAUCUGGACGGCACUGCACACACCAGUAGUAAACGUUCCAGGUUUCAAGGGCGAGAACGGAAUGCCAAUCGGGGUGUCGCUUGUUGCGCCUCGCUACUACGAUAGACGGUUGCUCGCGGUCAGCAGCAAGGUCGGUGAAAUCUUCGAAGCGGAAGGUGGAUGGAAGCGUACCAUGACAUCACAACAGUUUAUCGAAGGCAAAGCAAAAGCCAGGGCGAACGCGAAAUUAGACCUGAAAAGUUCAGUUUCUAUAUACCUCAAAGCUAUAUACCUCAAGAAAUCCCGGUUUACACCAGAAUGGUUUUGUGCGAACUACUUCCUGUUAGAGGUACAAAAUCGGUCGUACUUUACACUUGAAGAAGUCAUGCUCAAGCUUAAAAGACAAAAGCAGAAUGGCAAAGUUGAAGAGCUCGAAAAAGCCCUCUCGCGCUACUCACAAGCUGCACAUCGCGAAAUCGUAGCCAGACUCUUUGUCUUGCCACGCGAACUUCGCGACAUGAUAUACGAUGAGCUCUGGGCCUUGGAUGCAUGCAAGGAAACACUCAUCGAUAGGCUUAUUGAUGCAGACGACAGGAAUGAUCAACGUAGAGCGCUCUGGAUUCAGCGUUAUGGGAAGUUGGACUACUUUCUCCCAAGCUUGGCCAAACAGUGGUUUGGGGGGAGGCAGGUGGCAACAGAGAUGCUGAAGGCUUUUGGGAAAAGAGAUGGGACCGAUAUAACUCACAACCCGUGCGGGUUUAAUUACGACGAGACUUACCACGUCUCGUGGAAAAAGUUAAACGACCUGACCACAGUAAAGACGUUUCACUCCGACGUCACGCUGUACGAGCUCCUGGGAAACAUGGCUCUAGUCAUCGUCUUCGACUGCAUGGACGAGAUCGACGGAAACGAGGGUCUAGAGCGUAUAGGCAUACCAGGAAACUUCAACGCAGAACUUCGCCGCUGCAUCAAUACGCUUUCCUCUCUGCGCAAUCAAAAGCCUCGCCCUGUCACCUUCAAAUUCGAGGAUCAAACGAGAGGCGUACCCAGCAACAUCACCCAUCUAUUUCGCUCGCUGAGUGGCCCUUUCCACGAACUCCGGCAGUUGGGAUUCGAUAUCAACAUCAGAUGUCAAACCGACGGCUACUUCCGCUAUGUAUGGGACAUGUCAGGAAGGUACAAUACUCACAGCCCUCACACGAACGAUGUCGAUAAGUGGACUCUGCGAGAUUGGAGCCUGAACUUCACGCGAGUGAACGAACAAUUCGAGGAAGCUCACUUGAUGGGCGAGACCUUCGUGUUUAAUCCAAAUGGGCCGCUUCGGGGGAGCUUUCGCAUCAAAAAGCAUGUAUGGGAGGCGAUGCGCAAGGAACUGUACCGCGCGUAUCCAGAAAUCGACAAUGUGGUGAAGUGGACGAAGAACGAGAAAGGUGAGAUAUGGAUGGACUGUGGAUGUGUGAAGGAGAAGCAUACUUGCUGCCCUUAUUAUCUGUGCUACAAGCACGGUGGAUGGGAUGAGAUAUCAGAUGGUAGGUGGAACACUUCUUGCUACAUUUGCAAAGGCCUGGUAGCGCCGGCGUUGUAG